Messenger RNA from Drosophila ficusphila, 518 nucleotides. RefSeq names its product DNA-directed RNA polymerase II subunit RPB11 (gene Rpb11). Gene Ontology annotation, biological process: transcription by RNA polymerase II. Gene Ontology annotation, cellular component: RNA polymerase II, core complex. Gene Ontology annotation, molecular function: protein dimerization activity; DNA binding. Bases 99 to 452 code for a protein of 117 amino acids. Lineage: Eukaryota; Metazoa; Arthropoda; Insecta; Diptera; Drosophilidae. The record is from RefSeq and is a predicted model, not a curated record. The transcript is spliced from 4 exons.
CGUUUCCCAACACUACUCGAGCCAAUUUUCUGAGCGUGCUGCUGAUUUUAAUAAACAAUUUCCAUUUUAGCUGAAAUUUGCGCAAAUACCCAUACAAAAUGAAUGCGCCACCAACCUUUGAGUCAUUUUUGCUGUACGAAGGCGAGAAAAAAAUCAUUAAAGAAUUGGACACAAAAGUUACAAAUGCGGCUAUAUUCACGAUAAAUAAAGAGGAUCACACUCUGGGUAACAUGAUCCGCAACCAAUUGCUGAAGGACCCCAAUGUUUUGUUUGCCGGCUACAAGGUUCCCCAUCCCCUGGAACACAAGUUCGUCAUCCGAAUCCAAACUACGGCGGAUUAUUCACCUCAAGAAGCAUUCAUGAAUGCAAUUACUGAUUUGUUGGCGGAAUUGUCCCUCUUUGAAGAGAGAUUUAAAGAUGCAAUUAAGGAGAAGAAGGAGGGCGGCGAUUAGUUUUAACCUUCCCAUUCUAGCAGUAGUCUUAAAGAAAAAACAAAUAAAUUCUGGACACUCUUUCCA